UGCAGGUGGAUAGGCUCUGUCAGAUGGAGCAGGGCUGACAGAAUGAAACACUCAGCUCCAUGUUUUAUUAGGCUACCAAAAGUUUUCCCAUUUGGCACUGAGCGCUUUCUAACACCGGACACCUAAAUGCUGUAUUACCCUCUGGCAUUUUGAGACAUUUUUCCGUAUCUGUUGAUCAUCUCCUAGGCCUGCUCUGCGGUUAAAGAAUCUCUCUCUAGUGAGCCAUAUCUACACUUUAAGUCAGACAUGGAGGACCCAGACAUACGUCAACAGAAGCUGGAUAACCAGCGAACCCUUCUGAUGAAAAAGCAGCAAAAGAGGAGGGCUGAUAAGCAAAUGGUGAUCUCAACUCGAGACGCUCGACCCAAGAACCGAAAGCACAAGACUGGCAGCUCAGAUGACAUGGCUCUGCUGAUCAGCCAAUCCCAGAGCAACACUUCCCUGAAUGAUGCUCAGGUUGAACAUGCCCAUGAUAAUCCACUGGAGGAGAUCACUCUUGGUGAGUGUGGCUUCACAACAACAAUGACGGCAGAUGAGAUGCCUCCUAGAAAGCCGGUCACUCCCAAGACAAUGAACUUGGAUAUUGAGAGAGAGCCGGAGCCAAAUUAUGAGAAGGAAAGCGAUGACCAGGCGGAGGGCAAAAAGACAAAGAAGAAAGGGGUGAAAAAAGAAAAAUCAAAACAGCUCGAACAGAACGAAGGAGAGGAGGCAGAGAAGGAUCAAGAAAAGGAGAAAAAGGAGAAAAAGACCAAGAAGAAAGUGAAAGGAUCAGAGGACGCAGAGAAGAAGAGCAAGAACGAGCAAGAACAGAAGCAUUUUUUGGAGCAUCCAAUUGAGAUAGACUCAAUGCUGGAGGUGCCAAAGUCAAAGACAAAUAAAUAUGAUGAUAGUGACAAAGAAAAAGACAACCGCUCCCCGACACCUGACCUCCAAACUCCAAAGAGGAAACAACAGCUCAACACAUCCAGGUGCCAAAUAAGUGACGAGAGCAAAGAUGAGGCGAGUCCUGAAAUGGGAAAAAACCCAAGAAAGGCCAAAAAAGAGGAGAAAACCACAAAAAGCUUGGCUUCACUUAACUCCAAUUACAGGAAGAAUUCAUCCUCACACAGUGAUUCCACUGAAAGACCUACGUCUCCCAUCUCAGUGGAGGAUCUGGAGAAGUUCGCCUUGCGUCCAGCCCCCAGAGACGUGACCAUCCAGUGCAGGGUCACCAGGGACAGGAGAGGCGUCGAGAAGGGAAUUUACCCCACUUACUAUCUCCACAUGGAGAAGGACGACGGCAAGAGGGUAUUUCUAAUGGCAGGCAGGAAAAGGAAGAAGUGCAAAACGUCCAACUAUCUCAUCUCCACUGACCCAACAGAUCUGUCUAAAGACACCAACAGCUACAUAGGAAAACUAAGGUCCAACGUUCUGGGCACAAAGUUUACCGUCUACGACAGAGGAGAAAACCCAGAGAAAAAACCCUUUAUCAAAGAGUGUGAAUCAGUGCGGCAAGAACUGGCAGCGAUUUGCUAUGAGAAGAAUGUUUUAGGUUUCAAAGGUCCGAGGAAAAUGACAGUGAUCAUCCCCGGCAUGCUGGAGAAUGAUGAGCGAGUGUGCAUUCGCCCAAAGAGUGACAUUGAGACUCUUCUGAUCCGCCACGAGAACGGCAACACAGACAACCUGGUGACCCUGGUGAACAAAUCGCCCAGCUGGAACGAACAGACCCACUCUUACGUGCUCAACUUCCACGGCCGCGUCACACAGGCCUCCGUCAAAAACUUCCAGAUCAUCCACCCUGACAACACGGAUUACAUAGUAAUGCAGUUUGGCCGUGUGGCAGAGGAUGUGUUCUCCAUGGAUUACAGUUUCCCAAUGUGUGCCCUGCAAGCUUUCGCCAUCACCCUCUCCUCCUUCGAUGGCAAACUGGCCUGUGAGUGAUCCGUGUCGGUGUGCCUCAUGCACAACCUUGUGUAAAUUUUCUGUAGCUGCACAUUUGGACGGUUGGUAUUUGUCAAAUGGCAAUAAAUUGUGAGUAAACUGGGCUUUUUGAAAGACUUUGUUAUUUUUACUGUCUCUAUGGCCAGCAAAGAAAACAGGGCACUUGCAUCUUCAUGUAAACCAGGACUGGGCAAUUGAGCCUGUUUUCAGUCCAGCACUGUUGUUUUCACAUCUGCAUACACUCAGCCCCAAAAUGCCACAUGAUUGCCCAUUCUUGAUCCAGACAGAAACUUAUUUAUUUUUAUUUGCAUUUUAUUUAUCCUUUAUUUAGCCUGAAAAGUCCCAUUGAGAUGCAAGAUCUCUUAUUGCAGGGAGUUUUGAAGGUGAUAGGUUUCACAUAAAGAACAAUUUCACAUGAUAGAACAUAAAACUAUAAUUAAAAGCAAAACAAGGGAGGCAUGCAGCCCACCUCAAGUCAAGAAAAUGAUGCGAAACAAUAUGUUUCCUUCACAGCAGUUUGUAAAAGACCUUUAAAAAUAUUCAAAUAAAGAACUCAUUCCAUGCCCAAGGUGCAUUUACAUUUUAAGUUUAAAAACUCCCUACUAUUUCCCACAAGACCUUCUUUAUUGCACUGGUGCAUUUCAACACAUUUUAGAAAACUGCGUUAAAAGGUGCAAAUGAUGUGCACAGAUUUAGAUUUUAAAGGACCUUUUCUUGCUUUCUAAUGUCAUUUUGAUUAUCAGUGAUUUUAUACUGAAGUGGAAGCAGAAUGUUUUUCAUUCAUUUUCAUUUUAUAUUUUGCUGGAUGUCUACAAGAUGGGUGUGAUAAAAAAAAAAAAAAAAAAGAUUGAUGACAACUUUAUAAAGAUGACUGAUAUGAGAAAUUAAAUUGUGAUAACACAGUU
This is a messenger RNA of Myripristis murdjan (pinecone soldierfish), 2825 nucleotides long. RefSeq names its product tubby protein. The coding region runs from base 247 to 1920 and encodes 557 amino acids. Gene Ontology annotation, cellular component: cilium. The record is from RefSeq and is a predicted model, not a curated record. Gene Ontology annotation, biological process: protein localization to cilium. The transcript has 12 exons. Lineage: Eukaryota; Metazoa; Chordata; Actinopteri; Holocentriformes; Holocentridae.